This is a messenger RNA of Cottoperca gobio, 3478 nucleotides long. RefSeq names its product sodium/potassium transporting ATPase interacting 4 (gene nkain4). The transcript is spliced from 7 exons. NCBI's taxonomy places the organism in Eukaryota, Metazoa, Chordata, Actinopteri, Perciformes, Bovichtidae. The record is from RefSeq and is a predicted model, not a curated record. Gene Ontology annotation, biological process: regulation of sodium ion transport. The coding region runs from base 394 to 1023 and encodes 209 amino acids.
CCACACCACACACAGCCUGCAGAAACCAGUUGACGCCCUCAGUCAGCCACAUCCCAGCCCACGGUUGACUACCCCAACACCAACACCUCCCACCCCACCCCCCUGCGCCGCCUCCUCCUCCUCCUCGUACACACCGGCUUGCAACCACCCACCCAGCCAGUCACCUCAACCGACCGGCCGGCCAGGAGCGGAGGCAAACAAACAGACCCAGAGCAGCCAGGCCGAUCCUGCCGCGUGUUUUUUGGCUCAGCAAAGAGACACCGGAGCAGCAGAGGAGUAUGGGACGCCGGUGCUUGGAUCUGGACUGAGUCUAGUCGGCACAUUGAGAGCUCCUCCGACCCGCUUCCAAGUCCUUUUCUCCCGGACCAGAGUCACGUUUUCACCGCUGACACAAUGGGCUGCUGCAGCGGACGAUGCACUCUUAUCUUUUUUUGCACUUUACAGUUGGUGUUAGCUUUAGAAAGACAGGUCUUUGACUUCCUGGGUUACCAAUGGGCCCCAAUCCUUGCCAACUUCUUCCACAUCAUCAUGGUCAUCCUCGGCCUCUUUGGCACCAUCCAGUAUCGGCCGCGCUACAUUGUGGUGUAUACAGUAUGGGCCGCUCUGUGGGUGGCCUGGAACGUCUUCAUCAUCUGUUUCUACCUGGAUGUAGGUGGCCUGUCCAAGGACAGUGACCUGCUGACAUUUAACAUCUCCGCACAUCACUCUUGGUGGAGCGAACACGGGCCGGGCUGUGUGAGGAGAGAGAUUCCUCAGGCUCCAGGGGUCCGCACCAUGGAGAGCCACUCCUACAUCACUGUCAUGGGCUGCCUCAUGGACUACCAGUACAUCGAGGUUGUGCAUAGCGGCGCCCAGAUUCUCAUUGCUCUCCUGGGCUUCGUGUACGCCUGUUAUGUUGUCAGCGCUAUCACUGAGGAGGAGGACAGCUUUGAUUUUAUUGGUGGAUUUGACCCAUUCCCACUCUACCAUGUCAAUGAGAAACCAUCUCAUCUCCUCUUAAAGCCCAUGUACCUGUCUCCGUAAAUAAGAGAGCGUCCAGCGGGGAGGUGACACAGCAAAUUCCCACGUGGACAAAAUGGCUGUUGUGACACAAACAUCCCAGUUCACAUGGGCACGCCAAACAUUCCUCCCCUUCUUGAUUUCAGUACUUUAAACAUGUCAUUUACUGGUGUACUGCCCGGAAAAACCAACAAUUCUCAGUUAGGGUCCAUUGUUUUCCAGGGAGGGAUGACGGGUUCCAGGAAAGGGUGGAUUACAGUGCAACAAAGCCUCAUAUUGUGUAAUUUAGAGAAGUAUCAAUCAUUUUCUUUGUAUUUAGUUCUCUGCUGAGGUCCCAUUGCUGUGACCUGCCCAUAAUGGUCUAAUACUCCCGAAGACUGCAUAGAACAUGGACUGCAUAUAAAUACAUUGUGUAUGUAAUCAGAGACUGUCCAGCAUUCCCGGUCUGUGGUACUGUGUCUUAGAGGACUCAUGAUUUAGCAUGUUAUUGCUGGUUUGGCUCAGAUCUUGGCCGGAGGGCUGAAUUACAGUGGCAGCCCGUGGAAUGAGCCAUUGUGUGCUGCCUGUUUACUUUAGGCCAGGAUCUGUGUGCAUAAAUACACAAGCAAAGCAGGAAGAGGCAAGGGAGUGGAGAGGUAAAGGGAGGGGAGGAAACAAAAGCACCAAACCUACUGGGGAAUCCGUCAAAAAUAGAAAAUGUAAAUAAUGAAACAAGAGGGGUGGGGGGGGGGGGGGGGGGAUUUUGGAUUUAGAGUUUGAAAUGUUAACUAUCAAAAGAGCAUUUUAAGAGAUGUUCAAACACAAGGAAAGGCACGUGAGUCUUACUUUUAUUCGUGGAGUCUUAUUGUUGAGACUAUUUAACAGCCAAGUCAGUAUUUCGGAAGUGUCGGGUGUUGGAAGAAGUCUCUGUUUCUCCUCUAACUACUGACACAUCGGGCGUCUGACAGGGGUGAUCAUUACACACAGUCAAGCAAAGGUUCCACAACAUAUUUUUAACUUCAAGAAAUCAAUAGAAAUGGUCUAACUAUUCAUAUUGCAUACAAAAGCGUUAAGUUGAAUGAGUAUGGUCUUCAGUGUGGAAGUAGCCUAUAGCCUAUACCUGAGUGAACCAGAGCGUGUAGAUUCUCAAUGUCGAUAGUCUCAGUUGUGAUUGUUUUAUAGCAUGUUUUUUACAGGGUUUGUAUUGUAAUUAUGUGUAUAACAUAUUAUGUAAUGACGAAAUGGCAAAACUGAUGUCUUCAACCGGCUGUAUAGGAGCUGGUUAAAUAGUAACUGAAAGCUUCUGCUGAUUAGUUUCUUACUCAGAUUAAUUUUACUCGGCCCGGCAAUUUAACACAUUUUUAUUUAGGCAAAAGUAGAUCAUAACUCCUAAUACUGAUUGGUCGCACUUUUUGUUGUUAAUGUCAGAUCUCUCAGAGUUAAAGUCAGAUCCCCUGUUGCCUUACUGGUUGUGUGAAUCACUACUGCUCUCUGGUGUUCAAAGAGUUCAUGUACAAGUUGCAAGGCUACUGUGUUUCUGCUGCAGGGUCCAUAAAUCUCCACGUUUUGUCUUAAAAACAAUUAUCUAUUUUGUCUGCAGAUAUCAGUACAUUUUUUUCUGGGUAAUUGUCAUGUAGGAAGAGUUGUCUCAGUGUUACGCUCGCUCCUUCUUUAUCAUUUAGGUCAACAUCAUUUGUUGCCCACCACAUUUGAAUGCAUAACAUUUGUCUGAUUACAAUAUUUCUUGGUGCUACGUUUGAAAUUGUCUGCUUCGCAAUUUUUUUUGGGGGGGGGGGAAUCAAAAGAUUUGUGAACAAAGAAGUUUAUUCUGUCUUCUUUUUUUUUUGUCGGCAUCUAAAAAUAUCCUGCUGUGUGUCAGAUUCCUCCGUUACAUUAGAUGUUCUUCACUACCAGAUAGAAAGUCCACAAACUGUUAUGAGUGUGAAAAUCAUCUGACCUCUUCUACUGGCUAAUUUCAGAAUGACGAGUGACCCAUUUUGAUUUGAUUGGUCACCCCUCGAUUGGCAAGAUGCAAUAAUUUAUGUCUUGUCUAUGUCUUUAAAGGUUUACACACCCCUGGUAGGCUUCCUGGUGUGUGGGUUAGAAAGAAAACAAAGCACCUCAUAUUGUAACAUAAUCAGUAUUAGUAGUAAAUGCUACUAUGUAAAAAAAAAACUAAAAAAACCUAGUCUUCCUCUCAGUGCAAUACAGCCUCUUCCUAAACCCCCGGUGACUGGAAUUAGUUGAAACCUGUUAGGGUUGUGUGUGUAUGUGCUAGUCUCCACUGAAAAAGAUUCCACCUGUUUGUAGAUAAUUCUUUUUCUUUGUAUAGAAAGUGGAACAGGUUCUUUUUUUUUUUUUUUUUUUUUUUGUAUCUCUCUUCUAUUUUGUGUCCUGUGAUGCCUCAACCCCUUGUGACCUGAUUGUGUAAUCCUAUUUAUCCAGAACUGUGCUUUGUGCUCAUGUAAAUAGGUGUUUGUUAAUAAAAGAAUGUGCUCUU